This is a messenger RNA of Manduca sexta (tobacco hornworm), 2290 nucleotides long. Its product is annotated as thioredoxin-related transmembrane protein 2 homolog. The transcript has 4 exons. Lineage: Eukaryota; Metazoa; Arthropoda; Insecta; Lepidoptera; Sphingidae. Bases 76 to 876 code for a protein of 266 amino acids. The record is from RefSeq and is a predicted model, not a curated record.
AAUGGCACUCUAAUAAACAUUUAAACACAAAGUGAGGUUCAGGGCAAAUAAAAUUUCUAAAUUAUUUAAUCAAAAAUGUCGUUUAACACCGAUCUACGGCAAUUAUUAAAGCCGUAUUAUUGGAUUAAUAUAAUAUUAAGUAUUUCGUACAUAGUAUGUAAGAGAACAUCUGUUAUUUGCAAUUUUCUGUUCGAGAACUCUGAUUGCGAGCUCGACAGUAGAGAAACGGAAAUUCUAUUUUUCCUAAUUAUAGUGGUUAUGUUGAGAACAAGGAAGGCGGGAAGUGUGACGAUGGUAAAUUAUCUCUCGUCCUCCUUCGUUUAUACAAAGAUCGCGAAUUUGAUACUUUGGUUAUACGCCGAUAUCAGAUAUGGCCUCCCAUACGCGGCAAUACUCAUUCUGUGUGCCCUGCUCCUCCCCGAGCCCACGUACAUGGGGCCAGAACAUGUGGUGUACUUCCGCGGCCCUCAGAGCCUGGACGAGGAGCUGAAGCACCACAAGACCACCACCUGGAUUGUAUGUCUGUAUGCUGCGUGGCACCCGGCCUGCGUCACCUUCGCUCCUGUGUUUGCGGAGCUCUCGGCCAGUUACCAUUUGGAUAAUUUGAAGUUUGGCAAGCUGGAUGUUGGCAGAUAUUCAGAUGCAGCAGAGAUCUACAGGAUCCAGGACGGGCCCACCAGUCGCCAGCUGCCGACGUUGCUGCUCUUCUCUGAGGGCAAGGAGAAGAUGAGGAGGCCACAAGCAGACCACACCGGCAAGCUCCAGAAAUUUUUAUUUUCCAAAGACAAUAUAAAAGCUGCAUUAGACCUCGACGGUCUGUACCAAACAUGCAAGGAGAAGCUCGCCGCCGCCAAAAACGCCAAGAAGACCGAGUAGACCGUCAGUAUUCCGAGAAGACCGGAGUGUUCUAAGUUAUUUAAGGGCACAGUGAUGAGUUUUAUACAUUUAAAUCAUUAAUAAAGCCAGUAGACCGAGUAGACCGUAUGAAAUUUUUGCAAACAAAAAAUAUUUCAGCUUUCAUAAUCUUGUCAGAUUUAAUUAUAAUAGUAAUUUGCUGGUAGUAAGAUAUAAACCCGGAUAGCGACCACCGUACACAAGGUAUUGAAACCCGCCAUAAUUUGCCACGUAUUUUGUCGAGCUCCAGGAUCAACCUAUGUGUAUCCGGUUUCGACAGGCCGGCAUAAUUGUGUCGACUGCCGAGAGGUAAUCACCUCUCGUCUGUUGCAACUGUCGAAAUUCUAUUGAACCCCAAUCCACUUACCACCACGUGCACUAGGGUCACUUUGCCGUGCACAUACCUAUUAUAUAAAAGUAAAUUAAGUCUUAACAUACUUAAGGAAUUAGUGUAGCUACAAUUAAUAUGACAUUCUUUCAUAAUAAGUAGUACAUUCACUUUAUACAAAUAACUAUCCUUGAAUAGAGAUGCAGCUGAUGCUAAUCUUUAAAUGUCCUGAUUUUUGUCACAUGUUGCAUUUUCAAACACUAGAGUGACAAAUCACUGGCUCACUACAAGGUUCGACUUUAUAUUUUAUGUACAAAUGGAAUUAAAUAUCACAUAAUUCUGUCUUUUCCAGUGACGCUUCCAAUAAUACCCAAAGAUAAAGAUGUAACCAUGAAUUUUGAUGUUCUAAUAUUUAUGAUUUUUUUUACAAGAUUUGUCAUAAUUAACAUAGUACGUUCUAUAACUUGUUAUAUGGGAAUAUGUACUCUAACUUGAUAAAUUAAACUCCAGGGAUCGUACUGAGUAGGUUUUGUAUUUCAAAGUUCCAGUGUACUUAGAUGGUAAUAGUAACAAAUUAGUAGGCAUUCUGAAUUAACAAAGGCGCACGUCGCUUUUAUAUCAGAGGCGUGGUGUACUGUGUGACACAGCGUUCCCGCACAACUACGUGCACUUACAUAGUUGUAGAAGUGUGUGAGUCCCUACAGACAUUGUUAUAGUGAGCCAGUGAAUUGUAGGGGAAGGAACUCAAUUAAUUCUAGACAGAUUUUGAAGAUUACAAACAGUUCAUCAUUAAACAUCCUAAUCAUAAGUAUAUUUAUAUUAUCCUUGUAAAAUGAGAAGCUGACGCACAUAUGAUAUAAAUAGAAUUUCUAACCUUUCAUAGAUAGUUCCUAUGGUCUUUGAACUGUUUUAUUAUUUAUAGACGUAAGGUCAGUCGGGGGAAGUGCGCCAUAAAAUUUUCAUAGCUGGAUUCAAUGUAAAAUAAUUUCUUUUUGUGCUGACUUAAGUAUGUAAUUUUAUUAAUUUAAGAAUAUUUGGUAUUUUGUGAUAACAACCUAUAGCCAUUCA